Messenger RNA from Esox lucius (northern pike), 3321 nucleotides. It is a transcript of the gene ighmbp2, whose product is annotated as immunoglobulin mu DNA binding protein 2. The transcript has 20 exons. The record is from RefSeq and is a predicted model, not a curated record. Bases 212 to 3229 code for a protein of 1005 amino acids. Lineage: Eukaryota; Metazoa; Chordata; Actinopteri; Esociformes; Esocidae. Gene Ontology annotation, molecular function: RNA binding; ATP hydrolysis activity; 5'-3' DNA helicase activity.
GGUUUUCUAAAUAUUCGUUUUGUUUUUGUUUUGUUAAUGGAAGUUGCGUUAUGAAUUAAGCUCAUAUUCCAGCAUACAACAUUGUUAGUCCAGUCCAGUAGGUGGCGAUACUCAGUAGCCGUGGUUUGCAACUUCUAACCGAAGAGGAAAACAAUUCGUUUGCUCAACUGAAUGUGACCCAGCCUAUGUGGAUUCUAGCUUGCAGUGUGAAAUGGAGGUGGAAAGCUUUGUGUCCAAGACACUAGAUCUUCUACAGGAGGAGAGAGAAGCGGAGAUUGAAGAGACAAGGCUAUGGCAGGAGAACAUAUCUCUGAAGGACCUCCAGAGUAAAGGGGUUUGUCUGCUGAAACUGCAGAUAGGAAGCCAGUCAACAGGCCUCUAUGGACGAUCACUCAUUGUUCUAGAACCCAGAAGACACAUGGGAGUCUCUAUUCUACCAAGCAACAACUUUGGUCCCGGGGAUAUUGUGGGUGUGUAUGAUUUGGAUGGCUGUAAGCCGUCCUCGCAGGUCUGCACUGGUGUGGUGACUCGGGCCAGUCAGUCUGCAAUAACGGUGGCAUGUGAGGAUCCUCCGGACAGACUCAACCUGGACACGGAACUCUACAACCUCCUGAAGCUGGCCAACGACGUCACCUACAAACGUAUGAAGAAGGCCUUGACCACCCUGAAUGGAUACAGCAGUGGACCGGCCUCUGAUUUGAUCAGCGUCCUCUUUGGCUAUUCAGAACCCAGCUGCAAUUCACAACCAAGCGAACUGUCUUUCCUGAACACCGGCCUGGAUUCUUCCCAGAGAGAGGCAGUGUCCUUCGCUCUGUCCCAACGGGAGGUGGCUGUGAUACACGGGCCGCCAGGAACUGGGAAGACCACGACCGUGGUGGAAAUCAUCCUGCAGGCAGUCAAACAGGGGCUGAAGGUCCUGUGCUGUGCUGGUUCCAACGUGGCCGUAGAUAACCUGGUUGAGCGCCUCGCCAAGGCCAAGGCCCGGGUGCUGAGGCUCGGCCAUCCCGCCCGCCUGCUGGAGUCCAUUCAGAAACACUCUCUGGACGCUGUCCUCGCUCACAGUGACAACGCCAGCAUCAUCGCUGACAUACGGAGAGACAUGGACAAAGCUUUUAUGGGAAUGAAGAAGCAGCGUGACAAAGGAGAGAAGAUCCACCUGAAGAGGGAGGUCAGUGAGCUGAGGAAGGAGCUGCGGACCAGAGAAGCCGCCGCCAUCACUGAGGUCCUGAAGCGGGCCGAUGUUGUUCUGGCCACCAACACCGGUGCCAAUGACACUGGGCCUCUGAAGAGCCUGCCUGCGGACCACUUUGACUGGGUAGUGAUCGAUGAGUGUGCCCAAGCCCUGGAGAGCUCCUGCUGGAUCCCUCUGCUCAGGGCCAGGAAGUGCAUCCUGGCUGGAGACUACAAGCAGUUACCGCCCACCAUUAAAUCACAGACGGCUGCUUCCAAAGGGCUGUCGGUCAGCCUGAUGGAGCGGCUGGUGCAGAACCGCGGGGACUCGGUGGUGCGGAUGCUUACCGUUCAGUACCGGAUGAACAGGGACAUCAUGACCUGGGCCUCCGACCACAUGUACCAGGGAAAACUCACAGCUCACGGCUCUGUGGAGAAACACCUGCUCAGGGACCUGCCGGGUGUAGCCAGUGUUGAGGAGACCUGCACCCCUCUCCUCCUCAUAGACACAGCUGGCUGUGGCCUCAAUGAGACUGAGGCGACAGACGAACAGUCCAAAGGAAACCCAGGUGAGGUGGACAUUGUGGAGCUGCACAUCAAAGCGUUGACUGAAGCUGGAGUGAAAUCCAAAGACAUCGCUGUUAUCGCCCCGUACAACCUGCAGGUGGAUCUCCUGCGCCAGCGUCUGUCAACAAGACAUCCUGAUCUGGAGAUCAAGAGUGUGGACGGUUUUCAGGGCCGCGAGAAAGAGGCCGUGGUGUUAACAUUAGUCAGGUCCAACAGAAAAGGGGAGGUGGGCUUCCUGGCUGAAGACAGGAGGAUCAACGUGGCCGUGACUCGGGCCAGACGUCACCUGGCCGUGGUGUGCGACACGAAGACCGUCACGACCCACGCCUUCCUCAAGACCCUGGUCGACCACAUGACCCAACACGGAGACGUCCGCACUGCCUUCGAGUACCUGCAGGACAUCGUCCCUCAGAACUACACCAGGGACCACAGAGGGACCAAGGCUAACUGCGCUAAAGCUAAUGCUAGCAGCUCCUCCUCCUCGUCCAGCAAGCAGCAGCCCCGGGGCCAGGCUGGAAGCAAGGUGGAGCCGGGAAACAAGAAGGCAUCGGGGGGGAAAGGGUCCCAGAGAGGGGACCCCCAGAAUGGUUCAGGUCCCAGCACGCACAGCCGGCCCGGCCCGUCCACCGCCACCGAAGACGAGCAGAGACGGACCCUGGUCCAGUACCAGGAGAUCAAGGACCAGGUGGAGCGCUUCCUUCAGGACCAGGACCAGGCCGAGCUGCGAUUCCCCUCCACCCUCAACUCACAUGACCGCCUGCUGGUACACCAGGUUGCAGAGGAGCUGGGGCUGAACCAUGAGAGCCAGGGAGAAGGGAAGGACAGGUUCAUCGUCGUCUCCAGACCCCCAGCAGAGCCUCACCAAGCCAGGGAGGAUCCACAGCCCCUGCAGCCAGCCGCCGGGCUGGAGGAAGAGAGGAACAGUCCUGAUCCUCCAGGAGGUCUCUUCAGUCAAUCCGCUGUAGAUCUGAAGAGUUUACACCUGGAACGGAUGAGGAGGGAAGAGAAGAGGAGGCAGGAGAAGAAACAUCUGGAGAAUGUCCACAAAGGACAUCAGACUCAGAUGGCUAAACAGGCCAAAGCCAAAGGAAAGACCAAAAAGACCAAAGCUGGAGCCUGUGAGAUAGUGGCUGCUGCGAUGCCAGAUGAUGACUUUGACAGCCUUAUAGCUGCUGUGGUCAAGGCAGAACGUGUCUGUAGUUUCGUGAAGUGUAAAACGUCUGUUGUUCACCUGGGACAGCUCUGUUCCUUCUGCAACAGACAGUACUGCCUCGGGCAUCACAUACCAGAGGUCCAUGGCUGUGGUGACCUCGCCAAGGCCAAUGCCAGGAUGAGGAUCAGCAAAGAGGGGGUGCUGUAUGCUGGUAGUGGGCUCAAGGACAAGUCCGUAGACCCCAACAGGAAGGCUUAUUUGCACAGGAAACUGGACUCCAGACUCAAAGACAUGGAGAAGCAGAGGAAAACAAAACCCAAAGAAAAGGAGACUAACUAAAGUAGAAGAACAUUCAGAUUGUCAAACUCUGUGGAGAACUACAGUCUUCGGACUAUAGAGCUAGAUUUAUUAAACAGAUUACCACUAAAUUA